This is a messenger RNA of Arabis nemorensis, 207 nucleotides long. NCBI's taxonomy places the organism in Eukaryota, Viridiplantae, Streptophyta, Magnoliopsida, Brassicales, Brassicaceae. The record is from the annotation of a GenBank genome assembly.
AUGGUGCCUAUGAAGCCUUGGUAUAGAGGUUUUAAAGGAACUAUUGAGGAAACUGCUUCCAGUGCACCGUCGCUGAAAGGCAUCUGGGAUACUGGCUCGGCGAACUCUAUGGUCUUAGAGUUCAAAAUGAGUGAAGAGAACGUGAUACUGGCUCGAAAAAUUCAAACUCACCAAGACAAUCAGUACAACCAAUAUGCAUCUCUUUGA